This is a messenger RNA of Peromyscus californicus insignis, 5907 nucleotides long. RefSeq names its product actin related protein 2/3 complex inhibitor (gene Arpin). The transcript has 6 exons. NCBI's taxonomy places the organism in Eukaryota, Metazoa, Chordata, Mammalia, Rodentia, Cricetidae. Gene Ontology annotation, biological process: negative regulation of actin nucleation. Bases 81 to 761 code for a protein of 226 amino acids. The record is from RefSeq and is a predicted model, not a curated record.
CCUCCCGGCUCCUGUCCCCGAGGUGCCCCGCCCCGCGCGCCCGCUGCUUCCUGGAGCUGCUGGGCCUCGGCGUGGGGAAAAUGAGUCGCAUCUACCAAGACAGCGUCCUCCGCAACAAGGCGGUGCUGAGCGCGCGACUGCGCGGGGUCUGGGACCCCGCCGCCCACCAGGGGGGAAAUGGCGUCUUGCUGGAGGGAGAGCUGGUGGAUGUAUCUCGGCACAGCAUCUUGGAUGCCCAUGGCAGGAAGGAGCGCUACUAUGUGCUGUAUAUCCGGCCCAGCUGUAUCCACCGACGGAAGUUUGACCCCAAGGGAAAUGAAAUAGAGCCCAACUUCAGUGCCACCAGGAAGGUGAACACAGGCUUCCUAAUGUCAUCUUACAAGACAGAAGCCAAGGGAGACACCGACAGGCUCACAGUGGAGGUGCUGAAGGGCCUGGUAAACAAACCAGAGCUGCUGGAGCUGACGGAGAGCCUCACCCCAGACCAGACAGUGGCGUUCUGGAUGCCUGAGUCAGAGAUGGAGGUCAUGGAACUUGAGCUGGGGACUGGAGUGCGGUUAAAAACUCGGGGUGACGGCCCCUUUAUAGAUUCCUUAGCCAAACUGGAGCUGGGGACAGUGACCAAGUGUAAUUUUGCUGGCGAUGGAAAGACAGGGGCAUCCUGGACAGAUAACAUCAUGGCUCAGAAGUGUUCAGAGAGGGACACGGCGGAGAUCCGAGAGCAAGGAGAUGGGGCAGAGGAUGAGGAAUGGGAUGAUUGAGGUGCCUCCUUCAUCUACCAGCAUCUGAGAUGGUAUCAUUGAGAAGUGGCCAGAUUCGACUUCCGCCCUGGAGAGAGCAGUCUUGUCAAGCUGAAUACCAUGUAACACGUUCUGCUGAGAUCAAAUCCAAGACCUCAAGACACCCAGAGGGUCUCCAGGCUAUGGUUCUUGUAUAUGUGUGUGUUUCUCUUUGGACGCAAGGCUAGCUUUCCUAGACCUUUUCCCGGCAUUCCUUUCCCUAGGUGGUAGACACAUACUAGAUGAGCCCUCCAAGGCACAGUCCUGAUGCACAAUUAAGGAAUGUCCCUGUCUGAGACAGAGGGGCUCUGGGGGGGCGGGGAGAGUGAGCAGGCUCCUCCCAUUCUUACUGUUCUCUCCUUUCUUUCCUUUCUGUCCUGUGCCAGCCUUCUUGUUGUGCAUCUCUGUUCUCCUGAUCUACUCUUCCUCGGUCUGUUCUUCCCCACCCCACACCCAAGGUACUACUUCUUUAUUUCUGUUCCGCUCUGUGUCUCCAUGGGGUUUCCUGCCUUACACCUGUCUUAGGGUUCUUACUGCUCUGAUGAAACACCAUGACCAAAAGCAACUUGAGGAGGAAAGGGCUUAUUUCACUCACAGUUCCUUAUAAUAAAUAGUUCAUCAUCAAAAGCAAUGUGGGCAGGAACUCAAGCAGGGCAGGAACCUGGAGGCAGGAGCAGAGGUCGUGGAGGGGUGCUGCUUACUGGCGUUCUCCUUAUGGCUUGCUCAGCCUGCUUUCUUAUAGAACCCAGGACCACCAGCCCAGGGAUGGCACCAUCCACAUGGGCUGCCCCCACCCCCCAUUGAUCACUAAUUAAGAAAAAGUGUUACAGCCAGAUUUUUUUUUUUUUUGAAGACAUUUUCUCAAUGAAGUUCCCUUCCUUUCAGAGGACUCUAGCUUGUGUCAAGUUGACAUAAAACCAGCCAGCACAGACCCACCUGGCUACUCUUCUGGAAAGUGCUGUUCUUGGAAAGGCCAGCAGCCUUUCCAGCUGUGUCUGGCUGGCCCACAGGUCUUGACUCAUUCCACUAGGCCAAUUUUUUAAAUUUUAUUUAUCUUUUAAUUUUUUUUAAAGGUGCUGGUAAUUAAACCUAGGGCUUCAUGCUUGCUAGGCAAGUAAUCGGCCACAGCCUAUACCCACAGCCCUGGACCACAUUUUCAGAACCACUGUAUCUGUUGUUGUUUACUUGGAGAACUUUUUAUGAAUGAGUGAAUUGUCAGGAAAGAAUUCCUCCACACUACUGGGUUCUUGUCAGGUGUUAAUGGUCUUCCAGCUGAGCCACCCUACUACAAGACAGCCUCAAUCUGGUCAUGGACAUUGCUGUUGUAGAAAAUUAUUUUAAGGUGUGUUACUUUUGUUUAUGCUCUGGAACAUUUGUUUAAUGAUGCAAAGAUGUGUUUGAUUAAAUAAAAUUCACCUGUGGUCAGGAGGCUGAGUCAGCAACUAGCUAACAGGAAGUGGUAGGGAGGAGCCAGGUGGAGAAGGGUUUUUUUUUUAAUUUUUAUUUUUAUUUUGCAAUACAAUUUAGUUCUACAUAUCAGCCACAGAUUUCCUUGUUCUCCCCCCUCCGGCCCCCCUCACCUUCCCCCCCAACCCACCCCCCGGAGAAGGGUUUUUAAGUAGGGGCAAGGAGAAGCAUGGGGGCUUCUUGGAGGAUGUGAGCAAGGAGAGGAGGUGAGCUACUUGCUAUUCAGCCUCUCUGAGGAGCAGAAUUUCAACAUAACCUUUGAAUCUUGAGUUCUUUAGAGGAACAGAGAUUUAGUUAAGUUCCUUUCGUAGCUUUGAGAGAGGCAGUGCCUGAGGGGACAGAAUUCCCUCAGGCUGAGGCUCUUGGGGCCUAACCCUGCUGGUAGCAGUGGUGGAGUUGUAGUUACUGAUUUGGACAGCAGUGGCUUAAAAGGCAGCAACAAUUGAAAAAAAAAAAAAAAAGGACAAUUGGUGCCCCACAUUGGGUGCCAAAAUGUUGUUGGUUGUUUUUUCUCUUGUUUUUUGAAGGACCCACCACCCAGUUCUCAAAUAAAUCACACAUGGAGGCUUAUUCUUAAUUAUACAAGUCUGGCCUUAGCUUGGCUUAGUUUCUUGCCAGCUUUUCCUUAACUUAUCCCAUCUACCUUUUGCCUCUGGGCUUUUCCUGUUCUCUUACUUCUGUUAAUCUUACUCCAUGGCUUGCUGUGUAGCUGGGUGGCUGGCCCCUAGAGUCCUUCUCCUUCUCUGGCUACUUCUUUUUUUUUUUCCUCCCAGAUUUCUCCUAUUUAUCCUCUCUGCCUGCCAUCCCCAUCUAUUUCUCUCUCCUGCCUUGCUAUUGGCCGUUCCACUCUUUAUUAAAUCACCAGGUGUUUUAGACAGGCACAGUAACACAACUUCACAGAGUUAAACAAAUGCAACAUAAGCAAAAUUAACACACCUUAAAAUAAUAUUCUACAACACAUUGCCUCAGUGGGUAGUGUGCCCCUGCUCAGAUCUGUGACAGAAUCUGGAGUGGAAGUCUACAUGUCCUGAGUUUAAUUCUAUAUAGCCAUGGCAGGUGUAUGUAUACUGCUUGAUCCUGGGAAGAAGGGGUGGAAGAAGAUAGGAAUUACUGAGUCUCUUUAAUGUGUCAAAUGCAAUGCCAGAAGUUUUCUAUGAUCAUGACCAGCACUGACAAUACUGAGUUCUUCCUGAUGUUAAGUACUUGGAGUAUUCUGUCACAACACUUCUAUGAUGUACAUAUGAUUAAUGUCCCCAUUUUUUUUUUUCGUGGUACAUAGACUGAAGCUUUGAGACUCUAUGAAUAUUGCCAGAGAAAGGAAUUUAAACCCAGGCAGUCAGUUUCAAAGCCUACAUUUCUUUCUUUUCUUUCUUUUUUUUUGGGAGGGUGGGGGAGGAUCUCAUACAUUGCAGGCUGGCCUUGAACUUGCUAUGUAGCUAAGAAUGUCCUUGACCUUCUGACCCUCCUGCCUUUACCUCCCCAGUGCUGGGAUUAUAAGCACAUAUCCCCAUGCCUGUAUGCUGGAGCUCACACUCAGGGCUUUGUGCACUGGGUGAGCACUCUACCAACUGAGCUACAUCCCCAGUCCUAAAGUCCACAUUCCCUUACACACUGUUUUUUUUUUUCUGACAAGGUUUCACUAUGUAGUCCUAGCUGACCUCAAACUCACCUUGUAGACAACCAGGCUGGCCUUGAACUCACAGAGAUCUGCCUGCCUCUGCCUUCUGAAUGCUGAGAUCAAAUUCCACAUUUUUGAUUACUGGACUCCUGCUUCCACAUGCAAACUAGAGAAGGAAGAGGGGUCAGAGGGGUCAGAGAGGUCAGAGAGGUCAGAGGGGUCAGAGAGGUCAGACAAGUCUCCCAGUUCCUCAAUGGAGGACCCAGGAUUUGAGUCCAGAGCUUCCAAAGGCAGAGCUCUUGUCGCUUCCAUUAUCCCUGCUUCCUUGGCCACAAAAAGGUUUUAGAUAAUGAGGGCAAGAGGAUGUAGAAUCAUGUCACUGGUGUCCUGUAUCUGGGGUGGUUUACAGACAGGUCGUGAUGGGGCCUUAUCUUGGAGGGUGGUUACUCAUAGGGUAUCUAGGGACAUUGGGACAUCUUAACUGCCCAAAGCUCUGUGGCAACCUCUAGAGCAGGCCAGCCUGUUAACGCCCUGAGGCAAAGGGCUCUAGCUCUUAGAUUUUAAGGAAGGAAAGGUCAUUGUGGCUGGAGGCCAGAGGGUAGCAUAGCCUGGGAGGUGUGUUUGAGAUCAGGCUAGACAUUGGGCAUGGCAAUUUCCUGCUCACUAAAGCUUUGAGGACUUUAUCCCUAAUGCCCUGAAAGCUAGUGAUCCUGUGGAGGGGUGAGAUCUGAUUCAUCUAUUUUGAAGCUCAGUUGGCCGAGAAGAAAUGGGGGCAGUGAGCUUCUGCUGGAGUCUGCUGCAAUAGUCAGGUGAGAGGCCGGCGUGGUUGGCUCUGCAGCAGAUGGAGUAAGAAAAGGGCUCAUGUCUAGAGGUAUUUAGGGAGCAGAAUCAAGAGGCCCCAGGAGAGAGGAAGGAGUCAAGAAAGAUGCUCAGUCUCUGGUGAGCAGAAGUGUUGGGGUGCACAAGGUUGUUUAGCAGGAGCCCAGCCUGAGGCUAGGCUAAAAUCAGACUCCUGGGAAGGGAAACCAAACGUUCUGUAGAUAAGAACAGGCUUUCAAAGACAGGCUUGGUGGCUCUUGCCUAUAAUCCCAGUGCUUGGGAGGCAGAAAUAUAGAAGGGUUCCCAACGGUUUGAGGCUAGCCUGGGCUACAGAUCGGGACCCUGCUUCAUAAAAUCAAAACCAAAGACCAUACAAGCAAACGAACAACAAAUAAGGGCCAGUGAGAUGGUUCAGUGGGUAGAAGUGAUUGCCACCAAGCCUGGAGCUGGGUUUGAGUCCCAGAACUUACAUGGUGGAAGAGAGAACCAAUUCCAGCAGUUGUUUGCUGAAUUCCACACUCAUUCACGCUGCAGCACAAAGGCACCUACCCCUCCACAUAGCAACAACAACAACAACAACAACAAAGAUUUCAGGCUUAGGGAUUAGAAAAACUGAGUUAAAACCCUCUUCCCAGGAUAGAAAGGUACUUGGCUCAGAGCUGGGUGGGGACCUGGGGGCUCAUCCAGGCACCCUGAAUAGGUGGGGAAGACCCACAAUUUCACUCUGUCCUGUUAAUAAUUGUUAUUAUCUUGGUUCUUUAAUAUGUCUACAUGUAAAAUUGGACUUGACUUCCCAUUAGUACUAUGCAAUCACUGUCAAUGCACAGUCAUAUGUUUUGAGACUAUUUAGACUGAUCACAAAUUCAGUGAGAUCUGCCUGCUUCAGCUUCCACAGUGCUAAGAUUAAAGGUGCUCCUCUCUACAGCUGGCUCCUCGUUGUGGUUUGGAUUAUUUAGGAACAGCUGUUCAGAGUCAGGUCACUGAGAAUCUAGGCAUCUUCUGUAAAAUUCUUGCUAUAUUGCCAAGUUGCUUCCCAAAAGGGUUAUUCUAGACUAUAAUCUCAGUACCAAUGUGGGAGAGAACUGAUUUCAUGCUACUUUUCCCAGAACUGGGGAUGAAGAUUUUGAACAAAUAUUUGAUAAAGUGAAAAUUCUUAAAUAUAUUUUAAUUUGCCUUUUUUUCUAUUUAGAGUGAAAUUAAAUGUUUUUCAUUUCCUGUGACCUA